AUGAACUACGAUAUGGAAGAUACUCAGAACUCAGCGCCUGGCAGUUUGCCACCUAGCCAAGCGACGAAACUCGCACCACGGAAAGGACCAGAUGCUCAUAGCACGACAAAACGGUCCGUCAUCAUCUCCUUGCCCGCAUUGCCAUUACAGACCGAGCUCAUGCAACUCAUGACAUCCUCCGCCCCAGGCAUCUCCGCCUUCCCCUCCGCAGAUGGCAACCUUCUCUCCUGGACGGCAACAAUCGAAGGACCAGACGAUACGCCCUACGCAAACCUCACAUUCAAGCUCUCGUUCGCCUUCCCCUCCAAUUACCCCUAUGCUCCUCCUACCGUGCUCUUCAAGACGCCGAUUUACCACCCGAAUGUCGACUUCUCGGGUCGGAUUUGCUUAGAUAUUUUGAAGGAUAAGUGGACUGCAGCGUAUAAUAUCCAGACCGUGCUGCUAAGUUUGCAGAGCUUGUUGGGGGAACCAAAUAAUGCAUCACCGCUAAAUGGCGAGGCGGCGGAGUUGUGGGAUAAGGAUAUGGAGGACUUCAAGAAGAAGGUAUUGAGUCGACACCGUGACGUUGAUGAUGAAUAA
Messenger RNA from Lachnellula hyalina, 579 nucleotides. RefSeq names its product Ubiquitin-conjugating enzyme E2 (gene ubc11). The transcript is spliced from 3 exons. Bases 1 to 579 code for a protein of 192 amino acids. The record is from RefSeq and is a predicted model, not a curated record. Lineage: Eukaryota; Fungi; Ascomycota; Leotiomycetes; Helotiales; Lachnaceae.